Messenger RNA from Nematocida homosporus, 1578 nucleotides. RefSeq names its product anaphase-promoting complex subunit 8. Gene Ontology annotation, molecular function: protein binding. The transcript has a single exon. Gene Ontology annotation, cellular component: anaphase-promoting complex. The coding region runs from base 1 to 1578 and encodes 525 amino acids. The record is from RefSeq and is a predicted model, not a curated record. Gene Ontology annotation, biological process: cell division. NCBI's taxonomy places the organism in Eukaryota, Fungi, Microsporidia.
AUGACUGAGAGUGUGGCUCCGGCUUAUUUAAUGGAGAUGCAGGCAAGAUGUCUUUUUGAUUCGGUUGAGUUCGUCUUUAAGUCCGGAUUGGUUAGCGCGAAUGUCUCAUCGAAUGUGGUUGAGUCUGUGAUGAUGCAGCGAGCGAAGAAUCUGUUCUGUAUGCGCGAGUACUACCAUGCCUAUACCGUAUUGGGCUGUCCUAACUAUGGCAGUGAAGGUUUAUGCUAUCUUUUCUGUACCUGCUGUUCUGGAGAGGUGGUUUUUCUACGAAACUAUUCCUUGUACAUACUAGCCACUAUCAAGCAAGAGAUGGACGUAGAUCUGUAUUUACAGCGCACCUUGGUCAAGGAUAGUGAGCUUGAGAAUGGCAUUGGUAAAUCACGACGUCUGCAGGGUAAAGAUCGUUCUUUUUUUGAUGAGGAUGUUUUUGAUGAUCCUUAUCUGGUUUUUAUGUUGUUAAUAUCUAAGAAGGUCUUUCUAUCUGAAAAGAUACAGCAGAAGAUGUUAUUGCAUCUGAUUGAUGCUUUGCCUUAUUUUUGGGAGCCAUACAAGUUACUGGCCAAUCUUUGUAAUGUAGCUAAUGUAGCUGAUUUAGUGAAACGUGUGCCUUGCAAGUUGAUGUCUCAGCUCUUUAUGCUCUACACUGGCAGCCAGAAGAGUGUUUUAUCUCCAAAACUACAAGAGUUUAUUGAUACUGCUGAUAAAACUUCACCUGGGCUAUCAACAAGUUUUGCCCGAUCAAUGAUAGCCACUGUUCAUGGUCAUUAUAAACAGUACACCAAAGCCCUACGCAUUUUUGAAGAGAUAAUUAGUCUGGGUAAUUGUCGUGAUGGCCUUGACCAGUACACCAAUAUUCUCUACUCUUUAAAAGACGUGAAUACGCUAUCUUCCUUUUUAUUGAUUGUUUAUGAUAGAUAUUACAACUUGCCACUCUAUCAUUUUGUAUCUGGUAAUCUACUUUCCCUCAAAUCAAAUCACGUAGGGAGUAUUGAGCAGUUUCAGAAAAUUCUCCAUGAAGUCCAUCCUGGUGAGUUUGAUAUUGCCUAUGUCUUUGUGGCCCAGGAGUAUUUCCAUAUGAAAGAUACAUGUUCCUCUAUUAAGGCCUGUAACAUUGCCAUUAAGAAGAAUUACAACGACUAUCGUGUCUGGUCAAACAUGGCUCAGAUUUACUUUGCUGUAGAGAUGUUUGAGUACGCCCUCCAUUUCUUCCGCAAGUGCGCCGAGUUAUCCCCCACCAAUCCUUCGGUUUAUGAAGGCUUAGGCCAGUGCUUUGAAAGACUAGAAAGAACAACUGAAGCCAUUCGCUGCUACAAGAAGGGCAUUGAAAACCACAGCAGCAAAUGCAUUGCCCUUUUAGGCGAUAUGCUUUUUAAGGCCAAGAAUCCCGAUUACCAAGUAUACUAUGCCCAGUAUUUAGACUUGUGUCUAGCCACUCCCAAAUCCAAGCUAGAAUACGACUUUCUUUGUUUAGAAACAGCCGAGCGCUUUAUUGAUGCUCUUGAGCCUACUGCGGGCUCCGUCAGAAUUGCUCAGUGGAAGAAGUGCUACAACUUAUUUACACCCGACAGUAAUGAAUAG